CUCUCUCUCACAUCUUUUGCGCGCGCACGCCCCCGCAGGAGUAAGUAGUCCUCAUUUAAAAAUGCCCAGAAGAAGCCCUCUGAUCUUUUAAGUAUAAUUAACGAUACAAAGGUGUUAAAAUGCUCACCAUUGUACUUGAGUAAAAAGUACAAUGGGCUAAUACGUCAUGUUUUAAUUAAUGUUGCAGCUGGGAAAGGUGAAGCUCAGGUGCCAGCUUUGAGCAGGUAGACGGAUCUCCGUUUGCAUGUAUGCCCUGAAGAGGAAACAGUUUCCUUAGCGAGGCCUCGUGGGGACGGCGCAGGUGAGUGACAGCUGGGUUUCUACUGAGCAGACACACACAUAUUUGUAUCACCUUACCAGUAAAACCAGUUAAACUGGAACCUGCAGGUUCCCUCUUUGUGCCUCUCAGGUCACCAGCGAGCCCGACGGUGACGCGGUGGGGUCGAAGCUAAAGACCGAGGAGAACGAGGACGCGCUGGGAAGGUUCUGUUUUUGUGGAGAACGAGGAGGAGCAGGAGGAGGUCCGGCAGCGAUGUACCGCUCGGCCCCCGUGUACGGAGGAGGGGAAGGGGAGCACUACUUUGUCCCAGAGGGGGACUGCACCAGUGAGGAGUACGAUCCGGACUCCGAGGACGGGAAAGGGGCCCGGAGCGUCCGCAGGUCUCUGUCGCUGGAGAUCUACGGCCUGCAGAGGGAGCCGCACGUGCACUUCUCCAACCGGGAGUACUACCGCCGGCUGGAGGAGCUGAAGAGCGCCCACCUGAGGAACAUGGCCGAGCUGGAGACCAUGUACAUCGGCCAGGGCCGAGAGCGCCGCGCCGAGGAAGACGAGGGACGUCCGGGAGGAAGGCCGAGCCGAGAGGACCGGCUGUCAAUCAGCAGCAGCAGCAGCCCCGCCAGGAAACUCCAGAGGAUCAACUCCCAGGAGGAACUGGACUUUCACGAUACAUCCAGCGGGUCGGACCAGUCGGAGCUUCUGGGGGAACUGGAGCCGGACCAUCCAAGAGGGACUCCUGUAGACCAGGACCAAACCUUCGAGAGAGACUUCCUGCUGAGCCCAGAAGAAACCGCGACCCGCGAGGAGUUCCGGUUCCAGCCCAAGGCCUCCUGUCCGAAACGGCGGGGGUCGCCGUCCCGGCCGACCGGGGUCAGGGUCAAGUCGAGCUUCAAGGCCACCGUGCCCAAACCCUUCCAGAUGAUGCUGCGGGAGGAGGAGAGGAAGAGGCGCAAGGUGCGCACACGCUCGGAGAUCGAGCUGGAGAACGCGCUGCUGAGACGCGAGCUGGAGGAGCUCCAGGAGUGCCAGAAAACGUUCCGCGCGGCGCCGGCGCCGGCGCACAUCCACCUGCCGCUCUACGAAGUGAUCAGCCGGCGCCUCGACCGGAGCAGGAGCAGCGGCGGCGGCGCUCCGCCGAGGCCCUUCCGCUUCCUGGAGAGAGAGAGGCGGAAGAGGGAGGCGAAGGUCGUGGCCGAGCUGGGGAAGCUGCAGGCGCCGGAGGAGGAGGAGCGGCGGCGGCGGGCCUUCAGGGCCCGGCCCAUGCCCAGCUCGGUGUACGGCGCCAGACGCGGAGCGCACGCCGAGACCUCGGGCCGCCAGGCGGGCCGAGGCCCGGGGCCGGACGCCUCUACCGACUCCCGGAGGCCUCGGCGAUGUCCGUCCGCCAAGCCGGCGAAGAAGCAGAUAGAGCUGUCCAUUGAGAUGGUGAAGGAGAGGGAGUGGUGCUACACUGACAUCUGA
This is a messenger RNA of Cyclopterus lumpus (lumpfish), 1738 nucleotides long. RefSeq names its product protein FAM161A-like. Gene Ontology annotation, cellular component: cilium. Gene Ontology annotation, biological process: cilium organization. The transcript is spliced from 6 exons. The record is from RefSeq and is a predicted model, not a curated record. The coding region runs from base 533 to 1738 and encodes 401 amino acids. NCBI's taxonomy places the organism in Eukaryota, Metazoa, Chordata, Actinopteri, Perciformes, Cyclopteridae.